Molecule: messenger RNA, 1406 nt
Organism: Lolium rigidum
Lineage: Eukaryota; Viridiplantae; Streptophyta; Magnoliopsida; Poales; Poaceae
Product: guanosine nucleotide diphosphate dissociation inhibitor At5g09550-like
Exons: 13
Coding region: 12-1355 (447 amino acids)
Biological process (GO): protein transport; small GTPase-mediated signal transduction; vesicle-mediated transport
Cellular component (GO): cytoplasm
Molecular function (GO): Rab GDP-dissociation inhibitor activity
Source: RefSeq, a predicted model, not a curated record
GCGUGGGAGCGAUGGAUGAGGAGUAUGACGUGAUCGUUCUGGGGACGGGGCUCAAGGAGUGCAUCCUCAGUGGCCUCCUCUCCGUCGAUGGCCUCAAGGUUCUCCACAUGGACAGGAAUGACUACUACGGAGGAGAAUCUACAUCCCUGAAUCUGACUAAGAUCUGGAAGAGAUUCAAAGGCAGCGAAACCACUCCGGAUCAUCUAGGCGUCAGCAAGGAGUACAAUGUCGACAUGGUGCCCAAGUUCAUGAUGGCCAAUGGUGCAUUGGUCCGUGUCUUGAUCCGUACCAGUGUGACAAAGUAUCUGAACUUCAAGGCCGUCGAUGGCAGCUUCGUGUACAACAAUGGGAAGAUCCACAAAGUCCCCGCAACAGACGUCGAAGCCUUGAAAUCUAACCUGAUGGGCCUGUUUGAGAAGCGCCGCGCCAGGAAGUUCUUCAUCUACGUUCAGGAUUACGAAGAGGAUGACCCAAAGUCACACGAAGGCCUGGACCUGCACAAGGUCACUACGAAGCAAGUCAUCUCCAAGUAUGGACUGGAGGAUGACACGGUUGACUUCAUCGGCCAUGCAUUAGCACUUCACCGGGAUGAUAACUAUCUGGAUGAGCCUGCAAUUGACACUGUCAAGAGAAUGAAGCUUUACGCGGAAUCAUUGGCACGUUUCCAAGGUGGAUCACCUUACAUCUACCCUUUGUAUGGACUAGGAGAGCUCCCUCAGGCCUUUGCUCGUCUGAGCGCUGUGUACGGUGGCACAUACAUGCUCAACAAACCAGAAUGCAAGGUUGAGUUUGAUGAGAGUGGUAAAGCAUUUGGUGUGACUUCCGAAGGGGAGACCGCGAAAUGCAAGAAGGUUGUCUGUGACCCCUCCUACUUGCCUGACAAGGUGAAGAAGGUUGGAAGGGUGGCGCGUGCGAUAUGCAUAAUGAAGCAUCCAAUUCCUGACACCAAGGAUUCUCACUCUGUGCAAAUUAUCCUCCCAAAGAAACAGCUGAAGCGCAAGUCAGACAUGUACGUGUUCUGUUGCUCUUAUGCUCACAACGUCGCACCGAAAGGCAAGUUCAUCGCCUUCGUGUCGACAGAAGCUGAAACCGACAAGCCUGAGAUCGAGCUGAAGCCCGGGAUUGAUCUGCUUGGCCCUGUGGAGGAGACGUUCUUCGACAUCUACGACCGUUAUGAACCUGCUAAUACUCCUGAGGAAGACAACUGUUUCGUGACAAAUAGCUACGACGCGACCACCCAUUUUGAGACUACUGUGAAGGAUGUGCUCGCCUUGUACAGCCAGAUCACUGGAAAGGAGCUUGAUCUCUCUGUGGAUCUCAAUGCUGCCAGUGCUGGUGAACCUGAUGCUGCUUGAACACCUGUUACUCUUAGAUACUUGUUUAAUUUUUUUUCUUUCUUUACUCAU